Messenger RNA from Myripristis murdjan (pinecone soldierfish), 2758 nucleotides. RefSeq names its product interferon-induced GTP-binding protein Mx. Gene Ontology annotation, biological process: receptor internalization; synaptic vesicle budding from presynaptic endocytic zone membrane; defense response to virus. Lineage: Eukaryota; Metazoa; Chordata; Actinopteri; Holocentriformes; Holocentridae. The transcript is spliced from 12 exons. Gene Ontology annotation, cellular component: nucleus; microtubule; cytoplasm. The record is from RefSeq and is a predicted model, not a curated record. Gene Ontology annotation, molecular function: GTPase activity; GTP binding; microtubule binding. The coding region runs from base 194 to 2065 and encodes 623 amino acids.
CUCCAUCAGUAGCACGGAGCUGCCCACACCAUCCGCAUCAGCCGCACUCAAUUUGUUGUCUCCGCUUUUAGCAAGUAGCUUGACUACAGCCUGUUUGGUUCAUCAGCCACACACUUUACUUCAGCUGCUGGGCUCUUUUUAAAUAGGUUUGUGGCAUUUCUAGUUAUUUUCUUCCAGAAGACGAUCGGGCAUAAUGAACACACUUAACCAGCAAUAUGAGGAGAAAGUGCGCCCCUGCAUUGACCUCAUCGACUCCCUGCGCUCCCUGGGUGUGGAGAAGGACCUGGCGCUGCCUGCCAUCGCCGUGAUUGGCGACCAAAGCUCGGGGAAGAGCUCUGUGCUGGAGGCGCUGUCAGGAGUGGCUUUGCCGAGGGGCAGUGGUAUUGUCACAAGAUGCCCUCUUGAACUGAAGAUGAAAAGAAAGAGAGACGGAGAGGAGUGGUAUGGCAAGAUAAGCUACCAAGACCAUGAGGAAGAGAUUGAAGAACCUGCGGAUGUGGAAAAGCAUAUUCGAAAAGCCCAGGAUGAUAUGGCUGGGGUCGGUGUGGGGAUCAGUGAUGACCUCAUCAGUCUGGAGAUUGCGUCUCCUGAUGUUCCAGAUCUGACACUCAUUGAUCUGCCGGGCAUUGCCAGGGUGGCAGUCAAGGGCCAACCAGAGAACAUUGGGGACCAGAUCAAGAGACUGAUCAGCAAGUUCAUCACAAAACAAGAAACCAUCAGCUUGGUUGUUGUCCCAUGCAACGUUGACAUCGCAACUACAGAGGCUUUGAAGAUGGCACAAGAGGUGGAUCCUGAUGGAGAGAGGACUUUGGGUAUCCUUACCAAGCCGGACUUAGUUGACAAAGGCACAGAGGAGACGGUUGUGGACAUUAUUCAUAAUGAGGUCAUCCACCUGAAGAAGGGUUACAUGAUCGUCAAGUGCAGGGGUCAGAAAGAGAUCACAGAGAAAGUGUCUCUGACUGAAGCAACAGAAAGAGAGACGGCAUUUUUCAAAGAUCAUGCUCAUUUCGGCACUCUCUAUGAUGAAGGCAAUGCCACCAUUCCUAAACUGGCAGAGAAACUCACCCUGGAGCUAGUGCAUCAUAUUGAGAAAUCUCUGCCUCGGCUGGAGGAGCAAAUUGAAGAGAAGCUGGCACAAACCCAUGGAGAGCUGGACAGAUAUGGCACUGGACCCCCAACUGACACCGCAGAGAGACUCGUCUUCCUCAUUGAUAAAGUGACACAAUUCACUCAUGAUGCUCUCAGUGUAACAACAGGAGAGGAGCUGAAGUGUGGAGAGAGGCUCAAUGUCUUUUCCACACUCAGAAAACAGUUUGGAACAUGGAAGGCCCACUUAGACCGCUCUGGACAAAAAUUUAACGAGAGAAUUGAGAGAGAGGUAGCUGCAUAUGAAGAGAUGUACCGUGGUAGGGAACUGCCAGGAUUCAUCAACUACAAGACCUUUGAGGUCAUGGUGAAGGAUCAGAUCAAACAGCUUGAGGAACCUGCUGUCAAGAAACUCAAGGAUAUAGCAGAUGCUGUGAGGAAAGUGUUCAUUCAGCUGGCCUAUGUUAGCUUUACUGGAUUUCCUAAUCUCAUGAAAACAGCCAAGGGUAAGAUCGAAGCCAUCAAGCAGGAGAAGGAGGCAACUGCUGAGUCCAUGCUGAGAACUCAGUUCCAGAUGGAGCUGAUUGUUUACACCCAGGACAGCACAUACAGCAGCAGUUUGAGUGAGAGGAAGAGGGAGGAGGAGGAGGAUCUGCCAGUUCAAAAACAGAAUUCAAAAAGGAUGAUUGUUUACUGCCCAGAUAACCAUGCCACACUGCAGGAGAUGAUGUUGCACCUGAAAUCAUAUUAUAGCAUUGCUAGCCAGCGUCUAGCUGACCAGAUCCCUCUGGUGAUUCGCUAUCAGAUGUUGCAAGAGUCUGCCAUUCAGCUGCAGAGGGAGAUGCUACAGAUGAUUCAGGACAAGGAGAACAUGGAGUUCCUGCUGAAGGAGGAUAUGGACAUUGGUGUCAAGAGAUCCGCCUUGCAGAGUCGCCUCAAACGCCUGAUGAAGGCCCGCUCUUACCUGGUGGAGUUCUAGAGGGGGUCAUGGCCUGAUGGCAUCAGCUUUGCUUUGAUAUUCACCUCCUGCCAGUUGCCACAUACCGUAUAUAGGAUUCCUGCUGCUUUUUUCCUGUUCUUCAGUUUUGCUUUGUAUGUUGUUUAGAAAGUGGUCAAACAACAUUAGUUAAGUGGUAUUGCAGUGGGUCUUGAAUGUAAAAUGGAUAGCUGCUCUUUAGAUUUCUGUAAAUACACAUAAAUGUGCCAUGGUUCCCAAAAGAGAAACUACACAAAGCACUAAAUAGCAUUAAAAAAAAAAACUGAAAUGUUUUUAUUGAAUCCUUGAAUUUCAUGUGGCAACCGUACUGUAGAUUAAAAUGCUGAACCAACACAUUAUGGCCAAGCCCGGCCACAUCAGGAGACUAAACUGCACUGUGUCAUCAUCUGUUCUUGCCAUUUUAAAUAACGGCACUUUAAAUUUUACAAUCAGACAGUGUCUCAAACAUUUUUCUUCUUGUCGCUAUGAUUUUGACAAUCAUAGUAAAGUGAGCUUAGUAUAUUUUCAUAGUUUCACCUGAAAUGUUCAGUUAUUAUGAAGGCAAUCAAUCCCACAUUAACAGUUAUUCUAUGUGGAAAAAAAACUUAUUGCAAUGCACUUGUUUUAGCCAGCAAUGGAAUUUUGAUUUAUUUUCUGUUUUUCUUUUGUUGCAGAGGUACACUGUUACUUAAAUUU